Drosophila innubila is the source of this 484-nucleotide messenger RNA. RefSeq lists its product as uncharacterized. The transcript is spliced from 4 exons. The record is from RefSeq and is a predicted model, not a curated record. NCBI's taxonomy places the organism in Eukaryota, Metazoa, Arthropoda, Insecta, Diptera, Drosophilidae. The coding region runs from base 122 to 469 and encodes 115 amino acids.
GAUAUUGACGAUUUCAAUUUGUGUAAAAUUGAAUGUCAUUAAUAAUAAUGAUAAUUAUCCGACCAAGCAUGAAUUGCAAGCUAACUAUUCUGCAGUUUUAACCGGUGUCUUAUUGUAUUUUAUGUUUUCGGGCUCGCUUCUCAUGGGCAUAAUUAAGGAACGUCAUACACUCUUUCUACCCUGGCUUAAAUACUCUGGCAUUCUUUUGGCACUUGGCACUGUUUUACUGCUCUACUCUUGUAUAUUACAAAUAGUUGUAUAUCCCAAACAUUUUUAUAAGCAAUUGGCAAGCUUGUGCUUGUACAUUGUUAUACUCUCUUUUGGAACGUACAUUAAAUGUGUCAUUCACUCAUUGUACAAAGAGGUGAAGAAAUCUAGCAAUCAGAAUGUCCCAUUGAACCCAGUUACGGUUGAAGCACCAAUAUCCAAUCCGGAGACUAGACAACACGGAGACUACCAGCAAUUUUAACUAUGUUAGAAUGUA